Messenger RNA from Synchiropus splendidus (mandarinfish), 5294 nucleotides. RefSeq names its product cytoplasmic polyadenylation element binding protein 3 (gene cpeb3). The transcript has 12 exons. Gene Ontology annotation, cellular component: cytoplasm; neuron projection; synapse. NCBI's taxonomy places the organism in Eukaryota, Metazoa, Chordata, Actinopteri, Syngnathiformes, Callionymidae. The coding region runs from base 84 to 2171 and encodes 695 amino acids. Gene Ontology annotation, molecular function: translation factor activity, RNA binding; mRNA 3'-UTR binding; ribosome binding. Gene Ontology annotation, biological process: negative regulation of cytoplasmic translation. The record is from RefSeq and is a predicted model, not a curated record.
GUCUUAUCUCACUGCAGCAGCUUCGCCUUCCGACGAGAGCAGAGAGUUCACUACAACUACCAGCAGCCUCUGCGCCAUCAUCCAUGCGCCGCAGUCAAUCAGCUGUUGAAGCAACUGCUGACUGUCUCGGCACCAGCUCGUUUGUCAAACCCAAACCCCGGCGAGGCGAGCAGGAAUAUCGCUGCUUUCAGAGUCCACAAAGGGGGAACGAUAAAGCUCAGCAAACCAUGCAGGAUGAUUUACUGAUGGACAAAAACAAAGCCCAACCUCACCAUCAGCCAGAUCAAUUAGACCCUCCUCCUUCCACCCCGACCCCGUCACUGGAGCCGUCUUCCUCUUCGUCGGGAUCCGAGAGCCCUUCGACGAGCAGCAGCAGCAGCAGCAGCAGCAAGGAGAAAGUGGCCAUGGAGUCGCCGAUCCUGCCCGGGUUGAACUUCCACCAGCAGCCGCAGGACGCCAGCAGCGGCUCCCUCUCCUCUCCUUCCUCUUCGUUCGGCAGCACUUGGUCCACGGGGAGCGCCAACGCCGUGGACGACAGCUUUUUCCAGGGAAUACCGUCGGUGAACGGGACCAUGCUGUUCCCAAACUUUCCCCAUCCUGUCAACCCCGUUUUCGGGGCCAAUUUCUCCCCUCAGAUGGGUCUGGCUCCCCAGUCCCAGCAGCAGCAGCAGCAGCAGCAGCACAGACGGUCCCCUGUCAGUACCGGCCAGGGCCCCUUCCCCCAGAGAAACGCUUAUCAGACCAUCAUCAACAACAGCAAGGGCUCUUCUUCUGCUGCUGCUGCUGCGUCCUCGGCUUGGAAUAACCACCAAAACGCCGCCUGGAGCUCGGCAGCCUCCAACCCCUGGAGCGGACUACAGGCGGGUCGAGACCCGCGCCGAGGAGUCGGGAUGCCGUCACCUCUAAACCCGAUCUCGCCGAUGAAAAAGCCCUAUUCGAGUAAUGUCAUCGCGCCCCCCAAAUUCCCGAGGCCAGGUCCGCUCCCGACCAAGCCGUGGAUGGAUGACGGCGCCUUCAGGAACGACAACAACGUCAUGCCUUUUCAGGAACGGAACCGGCCCUUUGAUGCGUUCAGCUUGCACUCUUUGGAGAAUUCCUUAAUGGAUAUGAUCAGGACUGACCACGACAAAGGACGAAUGGGCAUUAACUUUCAUCAUCCAGGAGCCGAUCACAUCAUGCCACUGAACAGACGAAUGGGCAUUAACUUUCAUCAUCCAGGAGCCGAUCACAUCAUGCCACUGAACACUCGAAGUUUUGGCCGCAGACGAGGUCGCUCCUGCCUUUUCCCCUUCGAAGACGGUUUCCUGGACGACGGCCACGGAGACCCGUCUCUGACGCCGGGCCUGAACUCUCCCACCCGGUGUCAGAACGGCGAGCGGAUGGAGCGCUACUCCCGGAAAGUCUUCGUCGGGGGUCUGCCGCCCGAUAUAGACGAAGAAGAGAUCACCAACAGCUUCCGUCGCUAUGGUCACCUGGUGGUGGACUGGCCGCACAAGGCGGAGAGCAAAUCCUACUUCCCACCUAAAGGCUACGCCUUCCUGCUGUUCCAGGAGGAGACCUCGGUCCAGGCCCUCAUCGACGCCUGCAUCGAAGAGGACAACAAGCUCUACUUGUGUGUGUCCAGUCCUACCAUCAAAGACAAACCGGUUCAAAUCCGUCCCUGGAAUCUAAGCGAUAGUGAUUUUGUCAUGGAUGGCUCCCAGCCGCUGGACCCGCGCAAGACCAUCUUCGUGGGAGGCGUACCCAGACCCCUGCGUGCAGUGGAGCUGGCGAUGAUCAUGGACCGGCUGUACGGGGGUGUUUGCUACGCCGGCAUCGACACUGAUCCGGAGCUGAAAUAUCCCAAGGGCGCCGGGCGAGUUGCCUUCUCCAACCAGCAGAGCUACAUCGCCGCCAUCAGCGCACGCUUUGUACAGCUGCAGCACAACGACAUUGACAAAAGGGUGGAGGUGAAGCCAUACGUGCUGGACGACCAGAUGUGUGACGAGUGUCAGGGCGCUCGCUGCGGCGGCAAGUUCGCCCCCUUCUUCUGCGCCAACGUCACCUGCCUGCAGUACUACUGCGAGUUCUGCUGGGCCAGCAUCCACUCGCGGGCCGGCCGGGAGUUCCACAAGCCGCUGGUGAAAGAAGGCGGCGAUCGCCCGCGACACGUGUCCUUCCGCUGGAGCUGAAACCACCACGCGCCCCCCAAACAAAAAAAACCAUGAAGAGAAUCUCCUGCCACCCUAGCGCCACCUACAGUCCACCCUGCUACCUUGACGGAAAUAAAUCCAGGACGGGACUUCGCUCUCACCACUCUGCCCCCCUACCUCCAACCUGCGGGGGAGAGGGGGGUGGAACGCUUCAAAUUUGCACUUUCAGCACAAAGAUUCACAGAAGGCUUCGUCCGGCUGCUUUCAGUUCCGCUCACGGAGAUAUUUAAAAAAGUAAUAUAUAUUUUGGUUCUGUACCUUUUUAGAACGCUGAUGUAGAAGAGGAGCAUGCACUUAUCGCAAAGCAGUAGCUACGCCGCCCCACAACACUAUUACCAAAGGAAGUGCAAGCUAGGUGGCGCCACAACAUGUAGCACAGACUGACGCGUAGCGGGCCGCCGGUCCGAACAUCACAUCCAGAUUUUGAUAGUAGUUGUACCUCAUAUGCAGUUUGCUCUGGAGGUUUUUGUUUUCGAUAAUAAUCCAGUGUUGUGUCGAUGCUGCCACAGCUUUGCUGCUAACGUCACGACCUGGCGCCACCUUCGGACCCGCGGUUUGGUCAGUGGGUGGAUGGGGGGCGGGGUCCCGUCUUGGCUGCAUGUUUAUUUCAACCAGGUGGCUGCAUGCAAUACGAUACAUGUACGAUGUUUGCACAGACGGGCGGCAACCGACGCGUCGAAGAAAUGACCAUAACAACCGUCUAGAUAGCUGAAGUACUAUUUUUGCAGUGAUUGUUGAUAUAAUUGUGCAAUUUUUUUCUACCGUACGUAGUUAGGUCUGCCUAGAACUGUGAUACGCUUUUACCGUCGUCAACGUCCGACAUAGAAGUCCUGUGAAACUUCGUAGAUAGUGAACGCACACGUAUAAAUGUUCUCUUGUACACACACUUGCACCUGUAACCUCCUCUCGACUAACAAAGAAGCGCGGCCACCGUUGUUUACGCUGACGGCCAAAUGUCGUAGUUCAUCGGGACAUAAGCUUGACAGUGACGAAUAACAGAGUUUUACUCUUUAGUCUGUGUAUUUUGAGGUUUUUAUUUAGAAAAGAAACUUCAGGCAAGAAGUAUUUUAACUACAAGGUGCAUUUCAUUUGUACAAAUGGAACGACCCACUGCGACGUAGGAGCUGCUCAUGUUCACGUAACGUUUUUUGUUUUUUAAACAUACAAUGCUUGAUCAGUUCAUUUAUAAUAAUAAUCAUGAAAGCAUUUUUGCUGAAUUUCUGUCCACGAAAUACACAGACUAACGCUAAAAAAAGUCGUGACGCGACGGGUUUCGGUUUCGUCUAAUUUACGUUAUUGUUCAUCGCCUACCUUUUACCGACAUUUACUGGUGUACGGAAAUUUAAUAAUCAAGUAAAAAGGCGUGUUUCUGUGUCAGCGAAUUAGAAACUUUCAAAUCUCGUAAACACUGUAGUCGGAACUCUGUCGUGUUGGAGUCACGUUUUCAAUGUCGGUGUGGACGUCGCGAGCUCAGGCGGAAGAAAAGCUCUCGUGUCCUCGGGUUCACUGAAGCAACCCGAGCUCCGCACACUUCGUACAGGACGGGCGGGAGGUGCUAGCUAAAGUCGCCGAUUUUUUUUUUUUUUGUUUUAUUUUUUUUCCAGAUUUUAUUUUGAAUUUUUCCUGCAAAGCUUGAAGUUACGAACCUGCUAUAGGAAGACAAAUAAAAAGUAGAUAUAUAUUUUUAUUUUAAUGAGGUGCAGAGUUCAAACUGGACGAGGAAGCGAUGGCUGCUUUGGUCGGGGUGGGGCGGGGGCGGGGGGGAAGUUACACUGGUUUUGUGGACAAUCCUACCAGGAUUUUUUUUUUUCUCUCAAAAGGGGGCGGAGUCGAGCCCACGCUAGCUUCUGGUUUUAGUCGUAAACUGUUUCUCUACCCACAAAAAAGGAAGUGAUUUUGUCUCUCUCCACUCAAACUGGUUUCUCUCUCAUCUGUAAUGCACUACUCUUUUCACCAGAGUUUUCCACGCACGUUUUUUCUGACUGAUCGUUUUCGCAAUACCUCAAUUUUGAAAUCAAGGAGAGACUUUCCUAGUACGGAUGAUUUUGAAAAAGUCUAUAUAUAUAUCUAUCUAUAUAUUAAUUUAAUUCAAGAGAAAUAAUUUAAUUUCAGAAUUUAUUUUUUUUAACAACGAAGGAGCUUUAUAACUAAUAUAAUGACAUCACGUGACAGAGAUUUAUUAUUUGCGGCGGAGGGUUGAACUUGAUGCAUUUCCCCUUUCCUUUAUUUGCUGUAUUUAUUAUCAGUCGUCGUGAGGUUAAAUUUCCCAGCACCCUUUUAAGAAGUUCCCGACCGGAUGAGAAUCAGCCCCGCGAGGUGCAUCAAGAGACUGGUGGCCUUCUUACUCAUGCAAGACUUGAAUCAGCCCUGUUUUUUUAAUAGCUAAAAUUCUUUGUCGUAAUGUGCAAUACUGUUUGUACGUUUGUAGAAAAAAAAGAAAAAAGGAAAAAAAAAAGCCUCAAAUCUUUAUCGCAGAUUUAUUUUCAUUGCGAAGCAUCGUGAUUCACAAAAAUCAUUUUCUACUGUGUAUUUACCUGCUAGUACCCUCCAGUAGUGAUGUAGCCUUUGUACGGAGAAAUUUUCAUUAUUUUCUAGAGUUUUUUGCUAAAAGAGUUCAACAUAUUUUUAUUUUGUGUGUGUGUGUGCGUGUGUGCGUGUUUUAUUUUUUCUUCUGGACGGAAAAUUUCAUAUCUGGUCAAUGUCAUUAAUAUUAUUUUGUAUUUUUACUUAAAUUAAUUUUAAUUAUUUUGGAAGAAAAAAAUAUUUUCCAUUUCUUCACCUUUUUUUCAUUUUGGAAACAAAAAAAAUGUUUGUAAUAUUGUUACUAAAGUGUCUUGAAUUGCUACGCUUGUACGUGUUAAUUCGCUGAUGUUGCUUACAUUAGUGUGAAAAUCAACUAGAGGGCAAAACACUCACAAUAAUAAUGAAUAAUAAUGGGGGGGGUGAUGUUUGUGUGAUUCGUAAUGUAAACAAGUGAAUGGGCAAUAAAAUAAAAAUGACAGAAUGGAACAUCCAAGUUGUGAUUUUUUUAACUCGCUGUUGCCUGAUGAAGUGAGGAAGAAGCGUCCAUGGUGUUUGCUGAUGAGAUAGUGAUUCGUAGCA